This is a messenger RNA of Besnoitia besnoiti, 1215 nucleotides long. RefSeq lists its product as uncharacterized. The coding region runs from base 1 to 1215 and encodes 404 amino acids. Lineage: Eukaryota; Apicomplexa; Conoidasida; Eucoccidiorida; Sarcocystidae. Gene Ontology annotation, cellular component: ciliary membrane; ciliary transition zone. Gene Ontology annotation, biological process: cilium assembly; regulation of protein localization. The record is from RefSeq and is a predicted model, not a curated record. The transcript is spliced from 7 exons.
AUGAACUGCCACCGGAGCGUUGUCGUUCACAGCAUCCCGCAUUCGCAGCUCUUUGCAGCGAGACGGUGUUCGUGCGCGUGGCUGCUGUCGGUGGUUAUGUGGUUUCUAGCACUGAUCGUCCCCUUCAUCGUGGCCUUCUGCUACGAUGGAUGGUGGUUUGAGAAGGUGAAGCAAACCACGUUGGUCGCGGAGCAGCCGCGAAUCUUGUCUGUGGAGCCCAUGUUCGCGUCUGUGGCGCUGCAGCCCGACGCAGGCCGCUCCGCUGUCAACUCGGUGAAGCGGGAGAGGCCACCGGCUGAGCCGAGCCGUCUCGUGUGGGCGCGAAACCGCCAUCCAAAGCUGCUGCAUGGAUCCGGAGGCGACAAGGGACCCCUGGCGGGAGAUUCAACUAAACUCAAGUCGCCUAACGUGGCUGUAAGUCCACGUUUGGCGCUGCGCACCUUGUGCUUCGUGAAGCCUGUUCUCAUCGCCAGCCUGGCUGUGUGUGAGGCUGACGUCUCUGAAGCUGAAUUAUGUCUCCGGAUCGCCAAGCUGCUGUCCCUCGGCCAUGAGACAAGCACGGUUUCGCUGCGAGGUGGCGUGGGCUACGCAGUCGACGUCAGCCUGUCGUGGGGGCUGGAAGCAGUUUUCUCACCGAAGGGCGUCUUCCACAGCGAGCCGCGACGCACCCGCGGCGAGUCUGCAGGAGUCAUCCACUGCGAGAUCGGCCUCGAAGUCAAUUACGAACUGCAGUCGCGGCCAGGGCAACGGUUCCGCAGCGUUGCCGUCGUUUCUGAGGGAUCCCACGCUCCCGUCGCAGGAAUGGAGUUGGAAGGAACUCUGGUGCUGCAGCAGCACACGCUGUUCGACGCGGGCAUCGCCAGCCGGCAGGCGCACCUCUCACAUAAGACUCCUGGCCGCGAACCGACAAAUCCCAGACUGGCUGCGCAACAACUCAAUCUUUUCGCCUCGACGACGAGCGUCCACUGGACCUACGGGCCGCUAUCGGCAGAUAAUAAACAAUUUGAGGCAUCCAUCACUCUGAAAGUCCCGACUCAGGCAGUCGCAAGCGAACCCACUUUUUUCGAGGUCGGCGUGCGCGCCUGGGUUCGAUACUUUGUCGUCGCCUUUCCUUGCGUCAAAAUCAUGAGAUUCCUCAAAGGUUUUCUCUUCGCAGGGAGAUACGUGACAACCUAUAGCAUCAGCACAGUUCCUGGCAAAGAGCUAUACGCGUGA